Messenger RNA from Pomacea canaliculata, 3367 nucleotides. Its product is annotated as histone H1-delta-like. Gene Ontology annotation, molecular function: nucleosomal DNA binding; structural constituent of chromatin; double-stranded DNA binding. Gene Ontology annotation, biological process: nucleosome assembly; chromosome condensation; negative regulation of DNA recombination. The transcript has a single exon. The record is from RefSeq and is a predicted model, not a curated record. Gene Ontology annotation, cellular component: nucleus; nucleosome. NCBI's taxonomy places the organism in Eukaryota, Metazoa, Mollusca, Gastropoda, Architaenioglossa, Ampullariidae. Bases 585 to 1229 code for a protein of 214 amino acids.
UUUUGAAUCAAUAAUACUGUUACUCAGACAUCAUGCCCGCCAAAACAACGUUGUGCGUAGGUCACGUCAGAAAAAUAGCUACAAACUACACCCGAAUGUAAAAACAAAAAAGACAACAUUAGUUACACAAAGAUUAAUGCAUGCUGCAACCAUCUACAUAAAAUAUAACAGUCAAUUAGCUUUAAUUAAGCUGCAUUAAUUGCAUUUUUUGCUGUGGUAAUGUUUCUCAGAUCACAACAAGGCAUGUUGUUUUGUAAAUAUCUAAAGUGAGAAACGGCCUACAGCGAUAACGAAUACACCAGUGGAGAGCUGAAUGUCUGUAGAUUUGUAUGAUACUAAAUAUGUGCAGGUAAUAAGAAGGGACUAAUGUGUAUUUCGAGGAGAAGGAAAGCCAAGAAGCACAAGUUAGUGCGGCGCGCUAGCAGCGCGAGCGGAUUUGGCCGGUGUCGGCGUGGUGCUGACGUUGCGGCUCGCGCUGGGCGCAUAUAGACACCGCGCUGUGCAGGGCCCGUCACUCUGCCUGCCUCCGUCACUGACUGCGUGUGCUGCCAGCUCCUUGUCUCGCUCUCUGUCUCCGCAUCAUCAUGGCCGACACUGCCGCCGACUCUCCAGCUGCGUCUUCUGCUCCUGCCGCCAGCAAGAAAGCCGCCGCCAAGACCAAGAAACCAGCCAAACCCUCGGAACACCCGAAAUACAACGUCAUGAUUGCAGCAGCCAUCGACACCCUGAAAGAACGGGGUGGCUCGUCACGACAGGCCAUCCUCAAGUACAUCCAGGCCAACUACAAAGUGGGCGACGAGGUGGCCAAGAUCAACGCUCGCCUCAAGACCGCCCUGAAAGCUGGCGUCAAGGUCGGGACCCUCAAGCAGUCGAAGGGGACUGGGGCAUCCGGUUCCUUUCGUCUGGGCGAGAAGAAGGUCGUCGCCGCACCCAAGCCUAAGAAAGCCAAGAAGCCUAAAGCUGCUGCUAUCAAGAAGCCUAAGGCUUCUCCCAAGAAGGCCGCUGCCAAAAAGCCCAAGGCUUCUCCCAAGAAGGUUGCUGUCAAGAAACCCAAAGCUGCUGCCGCUGCUGCUACCAAGAAAGCCAAGUCGCCCAAGAAGGCAGCUGCCAAGCCCAAAACUGCCAAGCCUGCUGCAGCCAAGAAGCCUAAGGCCACUAAACCAGCUGCAAAGAAAGCCGCCAAAAGCCCAGCCAAGAAGGCAGCCAAGCCCAAAGCCACCAAGGCUUAACUCUUGUCUUGACUACAGAUUCCUCCCUUUUUUCAAACCCUAACAAUGGUCCUUUUGAGGACCACAUGCUUUCCAUUUGAGAGUGCAUCUCUCCUCGCAAAGUUUGCAAAAAAGAUCUGUUUUGUGUUACUAAUUGACCCUUCAACAUUUUUUUCCUGCUUAAAAUCUUUCAUGUUUUGGCAAAUGUUACCAUUUCUCACUGUCCAACACACACAUUCCACUUGUAUUUUAGCUUGUGCUUUUUCCACUGGACUCGCUACCCCACCACUGUGUAGGCCUGUAGGGCAAAUUUGAGUUGCCAUCCAGGCCCAAGCCACAUGCAGUCAUGGAGGGUCAACAACAUUGUUUACACUCCAGGUAAGCUUUCACUUUAUGCCUUGUUGCUAAAUGUGCAUCACAUGCUUGUAAACAUAACUAAAAAGACAAAACCGUACACAUUUAGCCUCUUCUCAUAACCAUCUUACAAGCUCACAGUCACUAAAUGUAGCCUCUUGGCAAACAUAAGCCUAUUUUUCCCCCUGCCUCCAAACAUCGCUUUAAGCUUUACUCUUUUUGUUGUUGUUGAUCUUGAAAGGGAGAGUGCUUCCACCUCAAGGCGAUUUCGCACUAUGGGGGAAGAGGACCAGGGAUUUGCAGGGGAGGGGAAGGCUUUGGAGAGGUGGAAAACCCAAAUACACAACCAUCAGUGGUGAUCAUAUUGUGCACCUAGAUCUUUGGUUGUUCAGGUUUGAUGACAUUAUUAAAAAUUUUAAUUCUACAAAUUCUUGCAUGAACACAACUUUUUUUUUCUCUUCCAGAUAUUAUACUAGUUUAUUGAAUUUUGCUGGUUGAUUUCACUGAUAUAUUCUUAGAAAACUUAUAGUUUUUCACUAUAAAUUUAUCUUAAGUCUGUUUUGAAAAUAUGCUUGUAUGGGUUUGUAAAUGUUUGCAUGCAUGUGUAUAUUGAAAGAUGCAUGUAUGUAUAAAAGUGUGUGCAAGUCAGAAUUGGGCUCCUCCUUGUAAAUAAGACAAUUGUUUUCAGGCCCCUUAUUUGAACACUAUUCUACUUGGCGUUUAUCUUCCUUUGUAUUUCAGCUGUAUAUACUUCUUAAACCACUUCCCUAUAUGUUUAAGUUUGUGCUCACUUUAUUGAAUAGGCUAUCGGCCAAUUUCAAGGGGAACAUACAAUAUCAAGGUAAAUGCACAUAAACUGUAUAGUAUACAACAGAAUUAUGAAAAUAAAGAUAUUUACAUUUAUACAAGUCAUACUCUGCUUUUUUGUACAAUUUAAACACAAGCACUAAGAAAGCACAGAGAAAUACAACACUUUAGGGACCUAUCUCUCUGGUCUAAUGCUUUGGAGAAAAAUACAGCCAGAGGGUUAGAAAUAUUAGUUCUAGUUUUAGCUUAUGCUCAUAUGGGUGUGUGUGUACUUGCACGUGCAAGUUAACAAAUCCAUCAAUGGUUCUUCUCAACCUAGGCUAUUACAAAAUUUAUUAGAUACUUCAUUUUCUCAGGUUUUUUUUUUCCAUAGAACCUUAUUAACAUCAGGGUAAUAUAUGCAGCAUCAUAUGAUCAUUUUUUCAGCAUUCUUCAAGCUUUUCAUCUACAGUGUAGUCACACUUUCAAUUCUGAAGAAACUUUGAAAUCUGCUCUGUUCACAAAAACUGUGAGUACACAUUAGUAAGCCAAGUCUUUACGUAGGACGGGUGUAUAUAGAUUAAAAAUAUGUGAUAUUGAACUUUAUAUGUCUGUUUAUGUAAGCAAUUUUUCUCUCAUAUCAUUUCCUUUGUCCUUGGAUAUGCAUAUUUGCACUUAUGACUUCAAACACAAAAAUAUGAAAGCAAUUUUUCUCUCAUAUCAUUUAAUUUGUCCUUGGAUAUGCAUAUUUGCACUUAUGAUUUCAAACACAAAAACAUAGUUACAUGUACAUGCAUACUCACACAUAUACACACAAAUACAUACACUUGACACUGAUGGCUCAUAACCCAAAAGAAAAAAAAAUCCUUUUGAGCAGAUUUCCCCCUUUCCAAUGAGCUUAGUACACAGAAGCAUUAGAAACUCUUGCUGUAACGCCUGUAAGCACUCGACCUAAUACCACUAGAGUGACUAGCCCUAGAGACAGCUGCACACUACAUAACAAGGUGAAAAGAGGAGGA